AUGCUUUACCGAACACACCACAACCCUUUUCUCUUCUCAUUCAACCCUUUUUCCCCCUCUUCUCAUCCUAAUUUGCUUUCCUCUUCACCUUCUCUGCAGGGCAUGGAGUGCGCACAAGGGCCUUUGAGAAGCGGUUCUGGGCCGGAGAUGGGGUUGAAAAGCACACCUCAAACGAUGCUUUUUGAUGACUUUUUGGCGGUUAAUGGUGCCCAAAGCGGCGUUUCUGUUGAUGACCUCUUUGUUGAUGACCUCCUUGACUUCUCCAAUGGCUUUUCCGAGACAGAGGAGGAAGAACCGGAAAAACAUGAACCGGAAAAACAUGAACAAAAAACGGUAAAUGAUAUAAGCCACCCCAUUAACAGUGCUUCCUCUGUAAAAGAGGAUUUUGGGUCUCUUCCUUGCAACGAACUAAGCGUUCCGGCAGAGGAUUUGGAGAAUUUAGAGUGGUUAUCUCAUUUUGUGGAAGAGUCAUUCUCCGAGUAUUCCCUCACCGGGAAGUUGCCACCGAACCCGACCGAGAACCGGUCGGAACCGGAAGUCUUUGUUCCAGAGAAGCCCCGUUUCACCACUCCGGUUCAGACCAAGGCCAGAACGAAACGAACCAGGACUGGUGUACGAAUUUGGCCACUGGGGUCGCCGGAGACGUCGUCUUCAUCCUCAUCUUCAACCUCUUCAACGACGUUGUUUCCAGCUCCAAGUCCCUGUCUCGUUUAUGCAAGCCCGGGUCAGAGCCAGACCGCCGAGUCUUUUCUAGGAAACCUUCCGUUCAAGAAGCAGAAAAAGAAACUAACUGAACCCGUCGGCGGUGUUGGAGCACCAAGGAGGUGUAGCCAUUGUGGCGUUACCAAGACCCCACAGUGGCGGGCCGGUCCGCUUGGUGCCAAAACCCUUUGUAACGCAUGUGGAGUGAGAUAUAAAUCGGGCCGCCUCCUACCCGAAUACAGACCCGCCUGUAGCCCCACUUUCUCAAGUGAGUUACAUUCCAACAACCACCGGAAAGUUUUAGAGAUGCGGCAGAAAAAGGAAGUGGACGCCGCUGCCGGUUCCGCGCCGGCCGUUCCAAGUUUUUGA
This is a messenger RNA of Fraxinus pennsylvanica, 1071 nucleotides long. The record is from the annotation of a GenBank genome assembly. Lineage: Eukaryota; Viridiplantae; Streptophyta; Magnoliopsida; Lamiales; Oleaceae.